Messenger RNA from Monosiga brevicollis MX1, 313 nucleotides. RefSeq lists its product as uncharacterized. Lineage: Eukaryota; Choanoflagellata; Craspedida; Salpingoecidae. The record is from RefSeq and is a predicted model, not a curated record. The annotation marks the transcript as partial. The transcript has a single exon.
AUGCACUGCUGGGCGUGGAAAGUGAGCGGCAACAGCAGCUUUGAAUUUGGCGUCAUUCGAGACGAUGAGAAGAACCAUCCGGAAUCCCUUCAUGUGCGGGGCUUGACAGGCUUCUACUCCUCAUCAACUUGCGGAAGUCGCCUGCCGCGCCCAAUUCGUGUGCCAUCCAGUGGCGUUGUGGAGGUGCAGUGCUCCAUCGACACGGAGCAGGUGGUGUUUCUGGUCAACGGCCGUAAACAACUGCAACAGCCUCUCAACUUGCGCAAUUGGUCGAUCGGCGAGCCUAUCCGCUUGGCUAUUACGCUUUGGAACG